Messenger RNA from Funneliformis geosporum, 1596 nucleotides. The record is from the annotation of a GenBank genome assembly. NCBI's taxonomy places the organism in Eukaryota, Fungi, Glomeromycota, Glomeromycetes, Glomerales, Glomeraceae.
AUGGCAUUAUUAGCGCUUGAAGCGUUAGAAUUUACACAAAUAAUAAUAUAUUUCCUUUUAAUAUACACUGCACAAUUUUAUUACAAGUAUUUUACAAGAAUAAAUCCAUUACCAGGUCAGAUUCCCUUACCUUUACUUGGUAACUUGUUAGGAAUCUUAUUUCAAGCAAAUGGAGAAAUAGCAGAAUGGUUAAAAAUAUUAAAUAAGAAACAUGGAGAUGUUUUCGAAACUUAUGUUGGAAAUAAUCGUAGAGUUGUAUUUGCCAAAGCAGAAUAUGUCGAAAAAAUGAUGUCACCCUCUACCAAUAGUAAUUAUAUAAUUCGAUCGGAUGAUUACCCUUCAUUUGAAGAAUUAGGAAUUAAAGGAAAAGGGAUAUUAUUGAAUAAUAAUAUUCGCACUUGGAAGUACAAUAGAAAAUUCUUAACGCAGGCAAUUUUGGCUCCAAGCUUUUCGAUUGAAGUUUUACAUUGGACCCCAAUUUUAUUUAAUGAAUUAAAUGGAUAUUGGAAAGAGAUUGGGGAGAAUUCUCCGAUCGAUUUCUCCGUAUGGAUUCAUAGGUUUACCACAGAAAUUGUUUUUCAAAUGACUAUUGGGUUAAAGGUUAAUUCAAUGGCAGCUUAUUUUAAUAAAGUUGAACCAUCAAAGAGAAAACAUAUCAAGCCAAAUAUUGAAAUUGAAGACAUUGAAAAUUUUGCUGACGAUGUUGAGAAAGGUUUUGAUAAUUUAAUGUUUGCUCUUACAUAUCCCACUUUUAUUAGGCAUACCAUCUUUAAAAAAAGGAAUCAAGAAAUGCUUAGUCAUAAACGUGAUAUAAAUGAAACUAUCACGACAAUUAUUGAUCAUCGAAGAAAUGAAAUUGAAAAAACACCGGUUGAAGAAAAAUUGAGACAUGAUAUGAUAACUUCCUUGAUCACCGCAAAUACCGAUCGAGAUAUCAAUGAAUCAAAAUAUAUGGAUGAAGAUCAUUCAAAGCCUAUAAAAAAUGAAGAAAUUGGUCAAAUUUUAUUUGAAGCUUUCGCUGGAGGUAUUGACACCACUGCAAACUUAUUAUGUUAUAUCAUAUAUUAUUUAUGCCAUUACCCUGAUGUUUUGGCUCGGUUGCAAAAGGAAAUUGAUUCGAUCUUUGGUUUGGAUCAACGUAUACCUACAAUGGAAGACCUUUCAAAGAUGCAUUACACGGAAGCUAUAUUUAAGGAAUGUUCACGCCUCAUAAAUACGGUAAAAUACACUUCACGAGUUUCUUCUUCAUCAGAUGUUGUGGCAGGUUAUGAAUGGCCUGCAAACACGACAUUUAUUGCAUAUUUCGAAGGAAUUCAUUUUAAUUCAGAUCAUUGGAAAAAUCCUCAUGAAUUUAACCCUGAUAGAUUCAUAGGAACUGACCCACAAAAAAAUACGUUUCUGAUGUUUGGGGGUGGAGUAAGAGUUUGUCCAGGGAGAAAAUUGGCUCUUGUGGAAAUGAAGUGUCUAAUUUCUUUAAUUUAUAGAAACUUAGAUAUUACAUUAGUAGAUAUGAAUGCUCCUUUGAAAUUAAAGUAUACCAUGGUAAACACGUGUACCGAAUUACCGAUCAGAGUAAAACAAAGAACAAAAUCAUAA